Sclerotinia sclerotiorum 1980 UF-70 is the source of this 153-nucleotide messenger RNA. RefSeq lists its product with no specific name. The record is from RefSeq and is a predicted model, not a curated record. Bases 1 to 153 code for a protein of 50 amino acids. The transcript has 2 exons. NCBI's taxonomy places the organism in Eukaryota, Fungi, Ascomycota, Leotiomycetes, Helotiales, Sclerotiniaceae.
AUGUGGAGUUUAAAUAAAUGCGCACGAUGUACACGAGUUGAAAAGGUAAAGAAUGAAAGUAAUGGUAAUGGUAAGCAAACGAGAAGAAUCCGAGAGACGAGACAGACUAGUUCGAGAGAGGAGGCGUUAAUCUCGGAAUUUGAUAAUAAUUGA